Drosophila subpulchrella is the source of this 441-nucleotide messenger RNA. RefSeq lists its product as uncharacterized. The transcript is spliced from 2 exons. Bases 170 to 361 code for a protein of 63 amino acids. The record is from RefSeq and is a predicted model, not a curated record. NCBI's taxonomy places the organism in Eukaryota, Metazoa, Arthropoda, Insecta, Diptera, Drosophilidae.
UGGGUUAUCAAGAGUGGGGGUUUUUGGAAAACCCAUGUGUUUAUACAAUGCUCUAGGGUAUUUUCUGAUAUUCUUGUGUUAAUCACCGCCAAGGUAAGGUAAUGCAGCUAUAUAAAUCGAGCUUUGAUGGUCCGAUCUCCGUCAGUGUUUCAUUUGAAUUGUCGCAGUGAUGAAGUGGUUUUCGUUAUUGGUCCCGCUACUGGCGCUUCUCUCCCUACUCGAAAUUGGAUAUGCCCGAACGAUUCCCAAAAUAACUAUUAGGAAUGGCGACAUCAUCGUCCAUGGAAACUGUUAUGGCUGUACUGCCAGAGCCACUAAAAAUACGGCUCAUUUAUCAAUUAAAUUUACUCGAAGAUGGUAAAUUUGUGUUUCAAAAAAUCCUCAAACUUGCCAUAUAUAUUUAUAUUAUUUAUAACUAUUUAAUUAAUAAAAAGCUAACUA